Molecule: messenger RNA, 2970 nt
Organism: Drosophila simulans
Lineage: Eukaryota; Metazoa; Arthropoda; Insecta; Diptera; Drosophilidae
Product: F-box/LRR-repeat protein 2
Exons: 3
Coding region: 241-2310 (689 amino acids)
Biological process (GO): SCF-dependent proteasomal ubiquitin-dependent protein catabolic process
Cellular component (GO): SCF ubiquitin ligase complex
Molecular function (GO): protein binding
Source: RefSeq, a predicted model, not a curated record
AAUUGGUGAAUAAUUCAAUAAUCCACUUCCAAUUGGGAAAUCAAUGGAGGUACAUUUUUCUUCUGGUAUUUUAUAGACCAGCUAGGAUAGCAAAUAGGCACGGUCCUACUGUACCUAGCACAGGUACUAGUUAGUCAACACUGUAGUUUUCGGGUAGUUUGCGGGCGAAGUGAGUGAGCGGUGGGAGCUGCUAGUUGGUUGUGCUAAACUUGACAUUUUGCAUCCGAAAACAAUAGAGUAAUGUCUGGCUUAGAGUACGGGUUGCAUAGAUACGAUGACCUGCCGCUGGAGAUUGUUUUGAAGAUUUUCAGCUAUCUGGGCUACUCGGACCUACAAGCGGCAGGAUCCACCUGCCAGCGAUGGCAUGCGGCGCUGGAUCAGACGGAGUUUAACCAGCGCACGCGAGUCUGCUUCUCCAAGGUGGUGCUAUCGGAUCAAUUGAGUCCUGGAGUGGAUCUGAUGCGCUGCGAGCGGCGUUUCCAGCACUUCCUUUUCGAGGACGUGACACUGGGACAAGUGAAGGAAUUGAUGCGCUUCAUGGGCAGGACCGCUCAGUCUCUGGCUCUGGACAAUGUGGAUUUGAACGACAAGCAGUUCUACGGCAUGCUGGGAGUGCUGCCCCAUCUCCAUUCGCUGUCGCUUAAGCGCUGUCUGCCGCUGUUCAUGUCCGGCUCUUUCCUGGACUCUUACAACAACUCCUGUCCUGAUCUAAACGACCUGGCAAGCAAUCUGGCCGGCAUCAAGGAGCUGACGCUGUGCGAAAACCGGUACCUCACGGAUGCCAUUCUUAUGCGUCUCACAUCGUUUAUGCCCAGUCUGGAAGCGAUCAACAUGUCCGGCUGUCACAUAGCCUUUCAUAAUGCUAUUCAUCGCAGAUUUUACCCAGCUACCAGCUCCUCGGAUCACGUUUUGCCCAGCGAGUCUGUGCUCACGUUCAAGUUCAUCCUCACCAUUCUGAACCUGCAGCGACGUACGUUGCGCGUGUUGAACUUUAGUCACACCCUGAUUGGCCAGGCUUUGUUGGCCCUCUGCGACCUCAAUCUUCAGCUGCAGCGUCUCUAUUUGGCCGGAUGCAGACAGCUUAACUGCACCACAAUCCGGAACUUUCUAGCCACACAGCCCCAGUUAUGUGCGCUUGAUUUGUCGGCCACAAUGUGUGUUAACGAUGAGAAUCUGGCCGCCUUGGUACAAACUAAUCCGCAGCUGGAGCACUUGAAGGUGAACGGCUGCCCGAGCAUUACAAAUGCUGGUGCCAUCCACUUGGCCAAGCUGAAGCGUCUCAAAAGUCUGGACAUCUCAAACUGCGACAACUUGACAAGCAGCGGCAUCAUUGAAGGCAUCGCUAGCGAGGAGAAUCCAGUAAUACAGGAGCUGAACGUGUCAUACCUUCGGAUCGGCGAGGAAUGCAUCAAGGCAAUUGCCAGUAACUUACGAUGUCUGCGAUCACUGCACUUGAAUCUCUGCGUCAUUGGAGCCACCGAUGAGGCUAUCCAGUCGGUCAUCGGCCAGCUGCGAUGGCUGCGCGAGCUCUCUUUAGAGCACUGCAGUGGGCUAACCGAUGCAGCCCUCACAGGCAUAAACAUAUCCAAGCUGGAAAUGACUCGCAAGCAGUCGGGUUCGCAGGUGUCGUCGAUGGACAACUUCUACCCGCCGUACUCGUACACGCUGGCGGAACGAGACAGCCUGGCGGGUUCCCUGCAGUCCAUUAAGAUAUCGCUCAGGAGCAAGGCCGAGGAUGAGAUUUUUCGGGAUGCCCGGCGAAAGCAGGCCAUGCUGGCCGCCUACGAAAUGAACCUGAUACGAGAGGAUGAUUUCGAGGGUCACAACAUUCAGCAGUUGCGGGGUCUGCGAUCGCUAAACUUGCGCGGCUGCAAUAAGAUCAGUGAUGUAUCCUUGAAAUAUGGGCUGAAGCACAUCGAGCUGACGCGGCUGAUGCUCUCGAACUGCCAGCAGAUUUCGCUGUUGGGCAUGGAGGCAAUGGCCAGCAGUUGUCCAUCGAUUGAGGAGCUCGACCUAUCCGACUGCUACAACAUUACGGACAAGACCAUCCAGGUGGUAACGGCUAAGUUGCCCCGCCUGAAGGCACUGCACAUCAGCGGUUGCAGCCAGUUGACGGAGCACACGCUGGACGCCAUUAUCACCAACUGCAGCUGCCUGCAGACGCUGUCAAUCUAUCGAUGUCGGAGCAUGUACCAAGACUUGGAGGAGAGACUGUCUGGCGUGAAGACGUUGCGCAACCUGAACAUGGACAAUCUGACAAGCAUCGACAACGCCGAGUUUUUCCGCCUGAAAAAGCGACUCGAUUACUGAUACUUUGCCGCAAUCUUCAUUGUCUUGAUGUUGUACUACUUUCAGCUGUACAACUUCCGCUAGUCAAUCGCCCCAGCCGUCGGAACAACCCACAUAUAUUUAUUUUUAUCUAUCGGCCCCCAGCAGCUGGGCUAUAGUUGUGAAAGCUUUAGUCAAAUAAACAAACAUAUACAUAUAUAACAUAUAUAUAACAUAUACAUAGACAUUGUUGUAUUUGCAUAUAUGUACACUUAAAUUUACACUAACCGCGCACGUUAGAUUAGCAAAAUUACAAGUCUCGAUUGUAAUGCAAUUAAAUUUUCGUACGUAACGUUUGUCCGCAUUCAACUGUGAUUUUUUGUAAGGUACGAAUCGUAUGAUAAGUAUACACGAUUGUAAAUUUUGUGAUCGGUUACCUAAAUUAAAGUUGUUUUUUAUUGUUGAGUAUUUAACUUGAUUUAAUUCGUUAGUAGUUAUAUUGUUGAAAAUUUGUUAAUUCAGUUUUAGCGAAAAGCCAAAAAAUGAAGUUUUUGAAAACACGUUGUGGUAAUUGUAAUUGCAUACUUUACAACAAGUCACUGUCACUUCUUAUAAGCUUUAUACGAUAAAAUCGUUAAUGAGACAACCGAACUUGAAUGGUUAAUGUAUUUGUAAAUAAAACGUUAAAAAAUAACUAAGUAA